AUGGAAAUAUGGAACAAAGCAGCCUUGCUCAAGCUUCUGUGGGCAAUUGCUUUCAAAAGGGACAAGCUUUGGGUUAAAUGGGUUCAUGCUUACUAUAUCAAGAGGGCAUCAUAUGAUACAGUAAGAGUUAGUACUCAGUGGUCCUGGAUACUGAGGAAAAUAAUUGACACUAGGGAAUGGCUGCAGAAUAUAGGAGGCUGGCAAGUUCUGAGUACUGGUAACAAGUUUUCAAUCAGGAAAACUUAUAAGCUUCUAAGGGGAGAAUUUGAUAGGGUGCAAUGGAGAAGGCUAAUAUGUAACAAUGAAGCAGCUCCAAAGAGCAAAUUUAUAUUAUGGCUUGGGUUACAAAACAGGCUUGCAACUACAGAUAGGUUAAGCCUAUGGGGUGUUAAUUGUAGUACCACCUGCAGUUUAUGUAGGAGGGAGGAUGAAUCAGUGUAUCACCUCUUCUUCUUAUGUAAUUAUGCAAAUGAUGUUUGGCAAGGGUUGUGUCAUAGUUUGAGGUUUGCAAGAAUAAGUAGCAACCUACAUGACAUUAUUGAAGUAGCAAAAAGGCAAGCAAGAAAGAAAAAUGGGAAGCUCUUUGUGAUGGCUGUUACUGAAUGCUUUUAUGCAAUAUGGAGGCAACGUAACAGUCAAAUUUUUGCUAAUACUGUUCUUCCUAAUUCUACUGUAAUUCGAGAUGUGUUAUUUAGAAUUGCUGUUAGAAGUCCUGAGGAGAUUAGAUGA
Beta vulgaris subsp. vulgaris (sugar beet) is the source of this 729-nucleotide messenger RNA. RefSeq lists its product as uncharacterized. NCBI's taxonomy places the organism in Eukaryota, Viridiplantae, Streptophyta, Magnoliopsida, Caryophyllales, Amaranthaceae. The transcript has a single exon. The coding region runs from base 1 to 729 and encodes 242 amino acids. The record is from RefSeq and is a predicted model, not a curated record.